UUUUAACACACGAAGUUUAAGGACUGUCUUAACUAGGAACAACAGUAAACCACGUAAGUGAGACACGGAACUUAAUUAAUGACGCGGCAAUUUCGGGUACCCGGCACUUACUGGAGUUGCACAAGCAACACACGCCUUGGACUUCAUCCGCCAAUCCUAAGUGGGAGCGCGCGAGCCUGAGCCUGUGGGAGAAUCCUGGGCGGGCCUCGGACGUGAGUGGAGCUUCGCGUCACUCAACUCUGGGGACGGACCUUGCGCAGGCUCUCACACCCGGCGCUCUGGCCCACACAGUCGGUACUCUAUGGCAUCUCGGGUUCCCUCUAGCUGCAGUCUGGAGGACUACACUCGUUUUCUUUUCGGCUGUGCGAGGCCCGGCAGCCUCUGCUGAGCUGGAAGAAAGAUGGCGGCAGCCGUGCGGCAGGAUUUGGCCCAGCUCAUGAAUUCGAGCGGCUCUCAUAAAGAUCUUGCGGGCAAGUAUCGUCAGAUCCUGGAAAAAGCCAUUCAGUUAUCUGGGGCAGAACAACUAGAAGCUUUGAAAGCUUUUGUGGAAGCAAUGGUGAAUGAGAAUGUCAGUCUCGUGAUCUCUCGACAGUUGCUGACUGAUUUCUGUACACAUCUCCCUAACCUGCCUGAUAGCACAGCCAAAGAAAUCUAUCAUUUCACCUUGGAAAAGAUCCAGCCUAGAGUCAUUUCAUUUGAGGAGCAGGUUGCUUCAAUAAGACAGCAUCUUGCAUCCAUAUAUGAGAAAGAAGAAGAUUGGAGAAAUGCAGCCCAAGUGUUGGUGGGAAUUCCUUUGGAAACAGGACAAAAGCAGUACAAUGUAGAUUAUAAGCUGGAAACUUACCUGAAGAUUGCUAGGCUGUAUCUGGAAGAUGAUGACCCAGUCCAGGCAGAGGCUUACAUAAAUCGAGCAUCAUUGCUUCAGAAUGAAUCCACCAAUGAACAGUUACAGAUACAUUAUAAGGUAUGCUAUGCACGUGUUCUUGAUUAUAGAAGAAAAUUCAUUGAAGCUGCACAAAGGUACAAUGAGCUCUCUUACAAGACAAUAGUGCACGAAAGUGAAAGACUAGAGGCCUUAAAACAUGCUUUGCACUGUACCAUCUUGGCAUCAGCAGGACAGCAGCGUUCUCGGAUGCUAGCUACUCUUUUUAAGGAUGAAAGGUGCCAGCAGCUUGCUGCUUAUGGGAUCCUAGAGAAAAUGUACUUAGACAGGAUCAUCAGAGGAAAUCAACUUCAAGAAUUUGCUGCCAUGUUGAUGCCUCACCAAAAAGCAACUACAGCUGAUGGUUCUAGCAUCUUGGACAGAGCUGCAGAAAAAAUAGCAUCACAAAUGAUAACAGAAGGACGUAUGAAUGGAUUUAUUGAUCAGAUUGAUGGAAUAGUUCAUUUUGAAACACGGGAAGCCCUGCCAACGUGGGACAAACAGAUCCAGUCCCUUUGUUUCCAAGUGAAUAACCUGUUGGAGAAGAUUAGUCAGACAGCGCCAGAAUGGACAGCACAAGCCAUGGAAGCGCAAAUGGCUCAGUGAAUGCUUGCAGGGCUCUGUGCACACGACAGCUUUUACAAUGUUGUACAGAUUAAUUUCACGGUCUCUCCAAAGCAUUUGCAUCUGACCUUACAUAUUUCAAUCCCUUUUAUGCUGGAUUCCAUUUAAAGAAGACAUUGUUAGAACAGAAAGCGCAAGCAUUUAAAAAUAUGUAGUUCCUAUAUAUUCAGGGUCUCUGUGUCUCAAGCUAACUCAAAUGUUCUGAAAGCUUUUUCUUUAAACGGAGUAAGUGAAAUAGCCGUGGCUAAAAGGUUUGGGAUUUGUGAUAACUUUGUAGUCAUGUAAAAUGUUAAAGUGCUUCGUGCCUCUCCAAACGUGGUAAUUCUAAUAAAUGGAGAAGUGAGCCAAAUAAAAGUAGUACUUGGUUUUUAAUUAGCGAACAGUGUUUUGUUCAUUUUUCCUUUCAUUUCACUAGACAUUGAUUUAUACCACGUGCUAGAACCGCAAAGCUGUGCCAUGACACCGGUUCUCCAGCCAGUCGGUCACAGAGCCAGUAGCCAGCAGCGGAAUACUUGUAAUUGCGCCAAGCACUGGAGCGCACAGGAAGGAGCUUUUCAUUUCUUAGAGACAGGUCUGGGAAGGCUCCUCGGAGAGGGUUAUUUCAGGCCAGCUUGAUAGAGAAAAUCAGGG
Molecule: messenger RNA, 2176 nt
Organism: Neomonachus schauinslandi (Hawaiian monk seal)
Lineage: Eukaryota; Metazoa; Chordata; Mammalia; Carnivora; Phocidae
Gene: COPS4
Product: COP9 signalosome subunit 4
Exons: 10
Coding region: 401-1528 (375 amino acids)
Cellular component (GO): COP9 signalosome; cytosol
Source: RefSeq, a predicted model, not a curated record